Messenger RNA from Zophobas morio, 3115 nucleotides. Its product is annotated as ephrin type-B receptor 2-like. The record is from RefSeq and is a predicted model, not a curated record. Gene Ontology annotation, biological process: protein phosphorylation; cell surface receptor protein tyrosine kinase signaling pathway; multicellular organism development. Gene Ontology annotation, cellular component: plasma membrane; signaling receptor complex. The transcript has 12 exons. Gene Ontology annotation, molecular function: transmembrane receptor protein tyrosine kinase activity; ATP binding. The coding region runs from base 494 to 3013 and encodes 839 amino acids. NCBI's taxonomy places the organism in Eukaryota, Metazoa, Arthropoda, Insecta, Coleoptera, Tenebrionidae.
AACCGAUACGUUCUAAUAAGUUUGAUCUAGCCAGCUUAGUUAAUUUAUCGCCACCGCCGCGACUCGCGCGUAAUUCCUCCCGCGAAAAACACCCAAAAGAUUACGCUAUUUUGUUUACGCCUAAUUUAAACAUCGGAUAAAUCUGACAAACGAGCUGUUCAAAUACCACAAGUGUUUUUCGAUAUUUUCCCCGAAUGGACCAGGCGUCGCCGCCCGAUAAAUAAAGAUUAAACCGCAUUCGUCGAUAAGAAAAUCCCAAUUAUCGGACGUGCAAGUGAAAAUUUAGCCCCGACAUGGCGAAAAUCGCACCAGCUCCAAAAUAGAAGCCAUGUGUGCAAUUUGUCUUCGCUUUUCGAUACGUUAACCGCAUUCCUAACAAAUUUGAAGUUUGAAAAUUUUAUUUUUAACGUAGAUCGAUUCAUGGGUGGCUUUACACAAGGUCAAGAGGAUUCUUUUGUGUACCCAGACAAACGGGCUGAUAGGUGCUAGAUUCAUGGAUUGGCUCAAAGUGGUGUUUGUUAUGGUUGCAGUCGGUGGGUUGGAUACCAUCCAAAGCGAGAAUAACACGACGAACGAUCACGUCAGAACAACAGCUUUAUGUAAAGCCGCCAGUGGAUGCCGAAACGAUAGCGCUCUAAUCCUCGAUCUCACCGCCCUCGAACCAAUAUCAACAAUACAAUCCAAAGCACAAACUGAUUCCUGUUAUCAAUUCACCAAAGCUCACGAUUCAUUCAUCGUACGUGUUAAUGAAAGCCUCUCCAGCGAUUGCGAGUACGAUUUACUAUCGGAAUCGAGUACACCCUUGUACUACAUCAACGGUACUACGUUAUCACAAAUCCGAACCCAGUGUCCCGAAGAACAACCAGUUUGUGUGGAGGAAACCCCACAGGACGACGAGUGUCCUGAAAAUUUCCUAGUAGAGUCGGUUUUCAAUUAUAAGUACGACUUUAUCAAUCUGCAGUUGUCGUGGGAUAAAACCGCUAGAGAUGAGAGAGUUACCAUACGAAUCCACCAGAAGGUGGGUCCUGAUUCUAAGAAGGACUGCUACGAGGAAGCUUUGAUUGUGAAUCAUUCGCUGCAGGACAACCGUAUCUUGAAACCUAAUAGUAACACAGAACGGGAGGUCAACCCAGGUUGCGCUUAUGAUAUCCACAUGAACUCAGAACAUUCCGAAGAAGAGAGAUUUAGUUGUAAUUAUAAUUAUACGGUACCUGAAUGCGUAGGCAAUAAGUGCGACUGUGAUAAAUUCGGGUUUAAGCCGGAGAUUUUUGACGUUGAAGAGGUUGUUGAUGGGUUUUUGGUAACGUGGGGUGGGAAUCAAAGUACCACUAACGGUAGCCCGUAUUUUUACAAAGCGGUCAAUUACAGAUACGUGAUUUCUAAUAAGUCGGAUGAGGAGCUAGUGAAGUGGACGAAGAAUCAUCUGAAGAACCACACCUCUGAAAUCAAGAUGGACGUGCUUGAAGGAGUCCGGUAUGAGUUGAUUGGUACUUUCAAGAACAAUUUUUCUUGUUUGGUGGAAGCUAGAUACGGUUUUGAAGGUGAGAGUUUCGUUUGGUUAGUGUAUAUCACGGUUGGAAAAAUAUUUUGGGACACCUUACACCUAAGUCAAAAAAUUAACAAUUGUCUUUCAGUACCCAAAAGCAGGAGUUACACGGUUUAUAUCGUCUGUGUUGUUGUUGGUAUCGCGGUGGUGAUUUUGUCUGCCUUACAGUAUAGAAGCUUCUCAAAAUAUAAAAGUAAGUUCCUAAAUUUCGUGUCACCGGGAAGGAGAAGAAGGAACCAACACCUACAAGAAUUAGUCACCAUACAAAAUCGGCAGAUCCUCAUGGACACUAACAUCCACUACACUCCGGUUGAGUUCUUGGAGGGGGUUUUCGACGAAUACGAAUUUCCAAGAAACAAGAUCAUUAUCAAAGAGGUCAUCGGAAGUGGUGCUUUCGGGCAAGUUUACUCCGCCAAAGCCAUCGGGAUUGGGGGCGUGGAAGGUCAUAGAAUCGUGGCUGUCAAAACUUUGGGCGAAGGAGAAAACAUAACGAAGGAGGCAGCCACUGAUUUUAUAGCAGAAAUCGAGAUUUUUAAGAAAAUUGGUCACCACCCGAACAUCGUGGCUUUCCUGGGUUGUUGUACCGCCGACCCCCCAUACAUGAUGAUCAUGGAAUUCGUGCCUUGCGGCGACUUGAAAAACUAUUUAGUAGAUUUACGAACCCAAUGGUCUAAAAAAAGGAACAUCGCAACCAAGACACAAUUUUUCUUCCCUGAUAGCAGCGAUGGUGCGUACAUCGAGCCACCCACACCCACCACGCCGCUUUCUGUCACCUCCAGCCGACUACCAUCAACCUCUGAAACCGUGAGUACCACUCUGGAGGACUUACUCACCCCCUCCCCGGGUCCUUACACCCUCGACAAAGCCCUCGACCACACCGAGCUCCAGAACUUCGCCUUCCAAAUCGCCCGAGGCAUGUCCCACUUGGAGAAAAUCGGCGUGACCCAUCGCGACCUCGCGGCUCGGAAUAUCCUGGUCAACGAGUACAAAACCUUGAAGAUAUCCGACUUCGGGUUGUCGCGUAGCGGCACGUACGUGAACCACCGGACUAAAAAGCUUCCGUUGCGCUGGAUGGCCAUCGAGGCCAUAGUGGAGCAGAAGUAUGACAGUAAGACUGACGUGUGGUCGUUCGGGGUGGUGUUGUGGGAGAUCGGGACUUUGGGGGCUUUUCCGUAUGAGAGUGUUCCGGAUUCGUUUAUUCAGCAGUUUCUUCAGUUGGGGCGCAGGUUGGAGAGGCCCGAGAUCUGUACGGACGAGUUGUAUGCGCUGAUGAGGCUGUGUUGGGCGACGGAUCCUGGGCACAGGCCUACGUUUCAGGAGUUGGUUGAGGCGCUGGAUGUGAAGAAGAGGAAGAUUUAUGUGAAUUUUGAUCAGUUGAAUCCGACGUACGUUUUUCCGCCGAGUGAUAUUGAGAGGUUCGCUGAGACGCCGGUACAAAUUGUAGAUAUUAGUUUGGAGGACGGGUGAAAGAGUUGUUGAAUAAAUGUGUAUUUUUUGAGGAGGGAUUUUUGUGUGGUUUUACCCAAAAUGAACCAAACUGGGACAGUUAAAUAUAUAAUAUUAAAAAUA